Messenger RNA from Haemonchus placei, 1065 nucleotides. The record is from the annotation of a GenBank genome assembly. Lineage: Eukaryota; Metazoa; Nematoda; Chromadorea; Rhabditida; Trichostrongylidae.
AUGGCCGAGAUCGUCAAUACGGUCGUCAACAACUACGAUCUCGACAAAAAUCUGCUGAGAAUAACCUGCUCCUGUGGCGGCGAAGAAUUUGCGCCAGCUAAGUCGUUUCCUGAUAUCAAGGAGAAACUUCGAGAGGUUCUCCAUGCUGUUCUUUCGUCCUGCCCAGUUCCGCUACUCCCAUCAAUAGCAUUGGUCGAGCAAAUUGUGAAAACGUUUCUCGAAUCAGACGUUCGGCUUCCGUUUCCUUCACGAAGCAGUGGCGAUGACAUAUUUGGCUUCUACCCACUUCUUCGAGACUUCAAUUUCCACUUUCAUAACAUCAAAGAUAUCAUUCAAUCCGAUUUCCAAGGCUUGCAAGUGUCCUUCGCCAGCUUGAAUGCGGAACAUCUGCGUGAGCUCGAAGAGUUCCUUGGUCCAUUUCAAGAAACUUUCGAAUCUUUGGCUCAAGAACAACCGAAUUUUCACAAGGUGCUGCCAGAAUGGUAUGCGCUGAUGCAUGAAUGCCAUCCUUCUUCCGAGGAAACACUACCGUUACUACGUGAACUAAAACUGAAGGCUAGUGAGCUUCUAGUUCGAGAACAAACCUCAACAAUUACAGUGGAGCAUCGAAUCGCGGCAAUUCUGAAUCCACGGCAUAACAGAAAACUGAAUCUUAUUUGCACAGAUCAUGAGCGGUCCCAUGCGUGCGAAAGGAUACGUGCCCUCUGUGGAAUUCGAACCCAACGUGAACCGCUUAGUCGCGAUAGCUCUGUCGAAGGGGAACCGCAUCGAAAACGACGUCUUUUCUUGAAUUCUCUGGAAGAUGAUCCAAUUGGUGACGAUGAACUUGAGUGCUACCUCCGAUCGCAAUAUCCAGCGCAGCAAACAAAGGACGUGGUUUCAUUUUGGAGUACUGUCGGUCAGGCCCAGUUUCCAUCACUUGCCUCUUUAGCGCGAAGAAUUCUUUCUGUACCGGCGCUGGCACCAAAGACCACAUUCGAGGAACGACAUGCCAGUGUGCAACCUGAACAAUUACAUACGUUCCUCAUGCUGCGUUCGAUGUUCGACACGGAGAGGGAAGAGUAA